AUGGAGUCUCUAAAGCACUACAUCCCCUACACCCACAUGAUCGCAACAGUCUUUGGCCUCAUCGAGCUCGGCCUAACAUGUUACCUCGUAUCACCCUGGUGGCGAGCCCCCGGCAUCUACGCCUUCAUGCUCUUCAGCUCCGUCUGGACCCUGCUGGCGCUCAUCUACAUCGCCCUCUUCCCGCCUUACUUCCCCAAGAUGUUCCAGCGCACCAUCGCGCUCGCGCUCGAGUGGAUCACCAUGAUCUUCUGGUUCGCCGGUUCGAUCGCUCUGGCCGUCUGGUUCGGAUCUCCGAGCUGCGGUGCCGAUGUCUUCUGCGGAUGCGUCGAGGCCGCCACCGCGUUCGGGUUCUUGCUUUGGGUCACGUUCUUGUUCAUCGUCAUUGUCGAUACCAUGGCUACGCUUAAGGGCAGGGCGAGGAGCCAGAGGGCUAAGCCUGUUGUUGGUGUUUAA
Neurospora tetraspora is the source of this 453-nucleotide messenger RNA. RefSeq lists its product as uncharacterized. The coding region runs from base 1 to 453 and encodes 150 amino acids. The transcript is spliced from 2 exons. NCBI's taxonomy places the organism in Eukaryota, Fungi, Ascomycota, Sordariomycetes, Sordariales, Sordariaceae. The record is from RefSeq and is a predicted model, not a curated record. Gene Ontology annotation, cellular component: membrane.